AUGCCCCAACUCACCGAACCAGCCAACCUCCCCCCAGCCCCAUUUAAUUCCACCCCCUCGAUCUUCCCCAACACGACCCUCCGCCACACCCUCCGCCUCACCCAACCCGCCCAAACCAUCCGUCUCCGUCUCUCCAACGCCUUUGGCAGUACCGACCUCCCCAUCACCUCUGUAGCCAUCUCCGUCCCAGCCAACAACACCCUCGGCAGCGCAUCCAUCAUCCCGGGUACCACAACCCCUUUAACCUUCGACGGAGACGCCUCGAUCCUCGUUCCAGUAGGGAGUCUCAUCGUCUCAGACCCAAUCACCCUCCCGAAACAAGCGGGUACGACACUAACAGUGGACUUGUACCUGGAGAGCGGGCAGAACGGGACAGAUAUCACGUCGCAUCCGGGAAGUCGGACGACGUCGUGGAUGGGCUGGCCCGACCUCCUCCUCCCAUACCUCCACACCCCCAACUCACCAACAACCACCCUCUCCCUCCUCAACCAAGCCGCCGGCGGCAACCGAAUCCUCCACGACUCCCUCGGCCCAAACACCCUCUCGCGCAUCGACCGCGACGUGCUCGCACACUCCCACAUAACGCACACGAUCGUCUUCGAAGGCGUCAACGACAUCGGCACAGCAUCUACCUCCCGCACCACCCAGCAAAUAGUAGGCGAUAGAAUCAUCAUGUCCUACAAACAGAUCGUCACGAGGCUGCAUGCAGCAGGGAUAAAGGUGAUCGGCGCGACGAUCACGCCGUUCGGGACACCGGCGAAUUCGUCCGUCGUGCAGCCGUACUCGGAUCCGGAACGGGAGAAGACGAGACAGAGGGUCAAUGGGUGGAUACGGGAGUCGGGGGUGUUUGAUGGGGUGGUUGAUUUUGAUCGGGCGGUUAGGAGAGAUGAUGGGGCUGGGAGGGAUUUGUUGAAGGAGGAAUUUGAUAGUGGGGAUCAUUUGCAUUUGAAUCCCAGGGGGUAUGAGGCGAUGGCUAGGGCUUUUCCUGUGGAGUUAUUGGAUUAA
Messenger RNA from Aspergillus neoniger CBS 115656, 1005 nucleotides. Its product is annotated as SGNH/GDSL hydrolase family protein. The record is from RefSeq and is a predicted model, not a curated record. Bases 1 to 1005 code for a protein of 334 amino acids. Lineage: Eukaryota; Fungi; Ascomycota; Eurotiomycetes; Eurotiales; Aspergillaceae. The transcript has 3 exons.